Molecule: messenger RNA, 4069 nt
Organism: Osmerus eperlanus (European smelt)
Lineage: Eukaryota; Metazoa; Chordata; Actinopteri; Osmeriformes; Osmeridae
Gene: bicral
Product: BICRA like chromatin remodeling complex associated protein
Exons: 13
Coding region: 300-2612 (770 amino acids)
Biological process (GO): positive regulation of DNA-templated transcription
Cellular component (GO): SWI/SNF complex
Source: RefSeq, a predicted model, not a curated record
ACAAUUGCAAUUUUACAUUUUUAUAGUGAGAGAAAUAUAUAAAUUAUUUGGGUUAGAAAGUGAAUGGGAAUUAAUCUAUGAUAACAGAUAGCUUUGUGUCGAUAUAAUAUCUUUUACUGGUGAGUCCUGUAUGAGUACUUAUUGUACUGUAGGUUUCUGUGAUGCUGCCUUCUGUGCACUACCCCGACGACCCGUGCGGUGAUGGCGAGGAAACCCCGUUGACAAGGCACUGCUUUUUCAUGACGGAUAUAAAGGGUGUUCAAUGACUGAUUCCAUGCUCUCUGCCAGAAAGCUGUGUCAUGGAUGAUGAGGAAGAUCGUCGUCUUCUGGAUAUUAUUGGAGAUGUGCAGGCGUUAAAUGACUAUCUCCAUGGCUCCAACAACAAGUCUAUCGAGGAGGACGAUGUGACUAAUGCAGCGUAUGGGCCUGCGGGGAGCUUCUUUGCUGGAAGCACUGCUGGAGCCAACUCUGACCUCAAGCAUGGCCCCUCUUCCCUGGGGGAGUUUGCUGAAGAUUCGACGGGGACAGGCCUUCAGCUCUCCAGCAGCCUGUCGUUCAUCGAGGAUGAGCUGGGGGAGGCUGCAUCCCCUGGAGGGGUGGAGCUGGGUGGAGAGGACCAGCCCUUUGACAUACUCCAGAAGUCCCUUCUUGAGGCAGACAUUACUGAGCAGACUCUGGCCCAGGAGGCCUUGCUGGACUCGCAGCCGCCCUCGGUCCAGGCCACAUCCCCCUUCCCCUCCCAGCUGGUCUCUGGGGGGUAUGGAGGGGGGACUGGGGUUGUUACCACAGCGACGGCAACCUUCUCUGGGGGUCAGUUCCUCCAGGGGAUAUCCCAGCUGCCUAAUGGCUCGGCUGGGCAUAUCCAGGUGCUGGGUCCGUUUGGGGCUGGCGGUGGGGUUAUGACGUUGAGCAGCCUGGACAGGUCUCCUCAGAUCCUGCUGAGGCCCGGUGCCCCGGCCGCCACGGCGCAGGUGUUCACCCCGCCCCCAGCUCAACUGGGCCAGGUGGGCUUGCCCUUCAAGAACAUUCCUCUCCAGAACAUAAUCAUCCAGAGAGGUCCAGGAGGGACACAGACACUGGUCAGACCCAUCCAGCCUAAACCCCCCCAGUCUGGGUCUCAGACUUUGUACAGCCUGGGCAUCCAGCCUACCACCACCACUGCUAAUGUGGCUAACACAGCGAGCCCUGUAGGGGGACAAUACACAGCCAACGGCUCUAUCCUGGUGCACUCUCCUCUGGGGCAGGGACAGGCACAGGGGCAGUACUCUGUGGCUCUUACACCAGCCACCACGGUCCACAAUGGCCCCACAGACCCCAACAACACCCUUCUCACCAAUCAGAAUGCAGUGCAGCUUGUUGCCGGGCAGAACUUCACAGCCACGGCUGGAGGUCAACUCAUUGUUAACCAAGGCGUGGCAGCAGGUGUGCCGGUGGGGGGUUGGUCAACAUUCCCUGGUAGCAGUCCUGUCCCUGGCCAGGCAGCAUGUAACCAGCGUCUGACGCUGGUGGGCCCAGCCGCAGGAGUAGUGGGCAGGGGGCAGGUUUCUGGGAGCCCAGUGCAGCGCCUGGUGGUGACCCACAACAGCUCCUCCCUAUCCCCCGGCCCGGCUCCUCAGGAGCAGCAAGACUACACCCAGGAUUCUUCAUCACCUGGCCUUUCCCAGGAUGGUUCACAGGCACAGCUCGUCAACCUCCUUGGCACCAAAGCAACGAAAACUACAACGUCCAUCAGUCAGGACUCUCUGCUGAUUGCACAGGGCUGCACCCAGAAGCGUCCAGCACCCCACCAGCUCACCAGAGGAGGCAUGAUUCUGCAGCAGCUGAGAAAGGAUCAUUCUGGAGUGUUGUCAACAGACUACAGGCGUUUCACUUCGUUGGAAGAUACGUUUCACAGACUCAUGCCCUAUCAUGUGUUCCAGGGCGCUGCACCAAAUCAUGAGUUCUAUCUUGUGGAUGAGGAGUUUGAGUCUGUGGCUACACAAGUACUGAAGAGAACCCAGGCCAUGGUUAACAAAUACAGACGUCUACUCAUGGUGGAGGCUGAGCGUUCUAGUCCUUCUUCAGAGAUGGUGAUGAUCGACAGGACCUUCAACCAGGAGGAACGUAGUAACCUGACCCAAGACAAGAGGAUGGUACUAGUUGACCCAGAUGGCUUCCUGGAGGAGUUCUGCUGUGGAGUGAAGCCGUCCCCUGCCCUGCCAGACCCCUACCUCCCUCCCCCCUCCACCAGCUGCAGACAGACAGGCACGGGCCCCCAGGGGCCAGGGAGGACAGACCCCCAGGCCGGGUAUGGGGACCCGGGGGGGGGUGGAGGAGGGAAGGAAAGGGGGGGUCUGUCUCAGCACAUAGACACAUCUGCCAAAAGCAUCCUGGACCUUAAAAGGACAAGGCAAACCUACAGCUCUAACAACAGCCUCGUAGCUGCCAGCAACCAUCAGCACGCCAGCCUCUCUCCACCCACAGCCCUGGCAGCAGGACCCACUCACUACCAGGUGUCUCAGCUGUCCUCCCCAUCCCUCCAGCCCCACCUCCCCCCAGAGCUGCCCUCGCCCCCGGCCACAGACACAGACUCGGUCCUGGAGGCGGCGGUCAACAGCAUUCUGGAAUGUUAGACCUGCCACCUGCUGCUUCCGACUGCUCCCAGCCUCCACCCACUCACCACAUACUCUCCUGGGUGGGACUCUUAUUUAGUCACUUUUUGUCUUUGAACAUUCCCUCCCUCCCGUUGGAGGUUGGCUCCGUGUCCUAUCCACACCCCUGCACCCCAUGCUGCGCAGCGCCGUGCUCACUAACUGGGCAGAAGAACGAGGAUGAGGAGAAUUUGAAUUAUUCUGUGCCUGAGAAAUUCUGUGUUGUCUUUGACACGUUUACAAGAAGCAUUGUCUUCUGCAACUGACACAGGAGUCAGAGAUGAGUUGGGAAGGGAAGUUUGGAUUGUUCCUCAGAGGAAUAUGGAAAUGAUACAGUCCAACACAUUCUGCACAGAUGAUCUGGUUCAGCCAUGCCAUUUAGAUGACUCCCCAUUCACACAAGGAUUGGGUCAUUUGCGUAAAACAAGUGUGGAAUGACAUCACUAUCUCAUCUCUGCCUGUCAGCUGACUAGAACAGUCUAUGAUGACAAUGGUUUUUUUCUCCCAUAACUGAAUUAAGUUAACCACACACACAUACACACAGUGUCUAAAAGCAUUUGUCUGCCAGUUUUCUGUCAUUUGAUCUAUUUUGGCAUUUUUCUUUUGUACCUUAAAGGUAUGUGAACCCCCUACACACCUGUACACACACAAUGUGCUUGUGUUUGGGGGGGUAAACCCUCAGAUUGAGGGAGAUAAGUUACAACAUGUUUAUCUUUUUUUGUGUUGAUGGAAUCGUUCUCCUUGUAAUUUUUAAACGUCACUUGUGAUAAAAGUGAUGACCUAGCUUUGUGAUCACGGUAAGUUGAUGUGUGAAUGAUUCAUGUGAUUGACCCUGGCUGCUUAUGUCCAGCCUUUGCAUAUUGCUCUAUGCUAGUACGUGUUCUGAUGUCUGCGUCUCUUCACGUGUGUGAUGGUGCGUGUUUGGUCAUGUCAGUCCAUUACCUCCCAGUCAUCAUCCUUCACUCAUGUCCUUCCCUGUGAGGGCCCAGCGUGUCUACAGAGCUCUGUAAUCCCACUGGGGGAGGAGCUGAGGGUUUUGCCGAGGUAGUCAUGCCAGCUGGGGGAGGUCAUCCUCUAGACCUUGUUAUGUGACCGGUACCUCCAGCUCUCUGCAUCUGAACCCCACAUGUUUGAGCCCCUCGUCUGCAGAUCCACCCUGAGAGACACGGGGUGUAGUGUACACCCCGUGUACACCCCGUAAGAGGGGUCCAGCCUGCUCUUGCUGAGGUGCCAGGCUGCUGCAUAUGAUGGUACAUAUUAUAGAGCCUAGUGUUGAAAUUGAGGCUAUGCCCUGCUCAUCACAGAAGCUGAUGUCAACCCUCUCUUGAACCCAGACAUUGAAUAGACCUGAGUUUGGUACAGGGCUGUGCAGCAAUGCUGCAGCAGCAUAGGUCUCACCUAGUGGGAUUGCUACCAUUAGUUGUGUAACUAUGUAUGGC